Molecule: messenger RNA, 1380 nt
Organism: Rhopalosiphum padi (bird cherry-oat aphid)
Lineage: Eukaryota; Metazoa; Arthropoda; Insecta; Hemiptera; Aphididae
Exons: 2
Coding region: 104-691 (195 amino acids)
Biological process (GO): chromatin organization
Cellular component (GO): nucleus
Source: RefSeq, a predicted model, not a curated record
AAGUAAAAUAAAUAUCUAAAUAAUAAUCAAAUUCUAAAUAGACUCAAUAAAAGUUGUUGUUUUAAUUUUUAUACAAGCUACAUUGACACUGUUGACUGUUAUUAUGAGUUCGUCAAGAAAAGAAGAUUUACCUUCAAAACCUACUGGAUCAUCAGUAUCAAAAAAAACCGAAGGCUGGUUAGUAAAAAAAAAUCCUUCUUCAUCCAAAUUGUAUAAUUGUCGAUGUCCAUACACUUUACGCAAGACUGGACAAUUUAUAUAUAAUGAUCAACUUUGGACUGUAGGUGAUAUUGUAUCUUUACAUGAAUCAAAAUCGUCUAAAAUCUUUUAUGCGCAAAUUAUUGAAUUACAUGAAAAUGAUUUAUGUGAAAAUCGAGCAAAAAUCUUCUGGUUGGUACCUAAAGCUAACAUUGGAGUAACAGAUGAAUCAAAAAAAGUGCAUCAUGACACUUUCAAACCUACCGAAUUUGUACAUAUUUCUGUUGACGAGAGAUUUAUAUCCAUGGAUUGCUUAACAUUUGUUAUGAAUGUUCCAAACUUAUUUGAGUAUAGACAACAUGUUGAAACCGAUUACUUAGUCAAUACAUAUAUUGCACCACAUUCUGAAAGAUAUGCAGAAUCCUCGUCAGAAUCUGAUGGAAACAAAGGAAAAAGACCAAAAUGUAGAAUCACACAGCUUACAGCUAAUUAACAAAUGUUCAUGAUUUGGCUGUUUGGCUGUAUUCUAAUUGACACCUUAUUUUCCAGUGAAUAUUGUUUUGAAAAACAAAAAAGAAAUGAAACCAUCUAAAAUACAAUAGUAAAAUGCUUUUUUUUAUGAAUAUUCUUGUAAAUAUUAAAAAUUAAUUUUUGCAAAUAUAUUCCCUAAUAAUUUGUAAUUGUGUAAUAAUUUUAGUAAAAAUUUGUAUAUUAAUAUUUUAUAGAAUGCCCAUGAACUGAAAAUUGUACGUAAACAAAAAGUGUACAAAUUUCUAACGAAUGAUUCUAUUUUAGUGCCUAAUAUAAUUUUAGUGGGUGAUGUUGUUAGGCAAGACCCUUCAUACUAUAAUAAACAACAAUCAAUAUCAGUUAGAAACAGCAGUCAAGAAGGUAGAUGUUAGUUUUAAAUUUUGUCAUGUUGUAAACUUGGACUAUCCCCUCGAAGCUGAGCAAUGUGGUAUUUUAUUGAGCAGUUUUUUUUUUUUUUUGAUACACCAAACCCUUAAAAGUUUUUAUCUGUUCAAAGUUUCUGUAAGGAUUUAUAACACUUAAAACCUAAAAUUCAUUAGAUUUAUUGCAUUUUAAGAAGGUUCGCAAAAUAUUUAAUUGUUUUUUAUGCAAUUUAAAGUUUAAUUGUACUAACUAUUAAAUUAUUCAUAUUGGUAUUUAUCACAAAUUAAA